AUUCUAUUUUGUACUUACUCCAGCUCUGGUGGAUUGCAUAACUUUGGAGGGUUUUCCCGUUUCCUGUAGUUCGUUGGCCGAGCCAUGAGUCACAUGCCUCCUCUAAUGUUUGCUGUGUGAGCUGAGCUCUCUCAUUCUUCAGCCAUUAUGAGUGCAUGCAAGAGAGCUGUUUUCUGCUUUCUCUUCACACUAAGUCUAAGUCAGUGUGUGACGGCAGGGAAGAUCCUUGUCUGGCCUGCAGAUUUUAGCCACUGGCUCAACAUUAAAACCAUCAUAGACGGACUCAUAGCCAAAGGACACAAUGUGACAGUUGUUACCUUCAGUUCUACACCAUUCAUGAAGACAGAUCAGUCUAUGGGAUACAAGCUGGAGAUCAUACAGGUUCCCUACACCAAACAAGAUAUCGCUGACGGCUUGGACAGAGCGUUGAACUACUGGAUGUAUAACUUGACUACUGAUAACCCGAUCCAGGGUUUUUUCAAGCUCAAGGAGAUGACUGAUGUGCUCACAGAGCAGAAUCAAGUAAUGUGCAGGAAGCUUUUUGAACAUGAAGAUCUGCUGGAGAAGUUGAGAAAGGAACAGUUUGAGGUUCUUCUGAUCGACCCUGUUUAUAUGUGUGGGGAUCUGCUAGCACAGAAACUAAAUCUUCCAUUUAUUAUUAGUUUUAGGUGCAGUUUAGCAAGUGUCAUUGAGCGUCUCUGUGGGCAGCUACCAGCACCACCAUCCUAUGUCCCAGCGGUCGGUUUGAGCUACACAGAUCACAUGGAUUUUGUACAGAGACUGAUAAACUUUGUGUUUAUUGUCUCUUUGGAUAUAACUCAUACACUUAUGGUCAAGGCAAAAUGGGACUACAUCUAUACUGAAGUCCUAGGCAAACCUACCUCACUGUGUGAAACUAUGGGCAAAGCUGACAUCUGGUUAAUCCGAACUUAUUGGGACUUUGAAUAUCCACGGCCACUCCUGCCAAACUUUAAAUUUGUGGGUGGAUUACAUUGCAAACCAGCAAAACCUCUACCAAAAGAGAUGGAGGAAUUUGUCCAGAGCUCAGGAGAUGAUGGUAUUGUAGUGUUUUCACUGGGAUCCUUAAUAAAAAACCUCACCAAAGAGAGAGCGAAUACCAUCGCUUCAGCACUUGGCCAGAUUCCCCAAAAGGUCUUGUGGCGAUACGCAGGGGAGAAACCGGAAACCCUUGCUCCUAAUACAAGAAUCUAUGACUGGAUUCCUCAAAAUGAUUUACUAGGACAUCCUAAAACCAAGGCCUUCGUCUCCCAUGGUGGGACUAAUGGAAUAUAUGAAGCUAUUUAUCAUGGAGUUCCAAUGGUGGGCCUGCCGCUGUUUGGUGAUCAACCUGGCAAUUUAAAUCAAAUGAAAACUAAAGGAGCUGCUGUUAUGCUUGACUUCAGAAAAAUAGAGAGCAGGGACUUGACGCAGGCUCUCAAUGACGUCAUAAACAAUCCAUCAUACAAAGAGAGCAUGAUGAGGUUAUCCCGAAUCCAUCAUGAUCAACCAAUGAAGCCGCUAGACCAGGCGGUCUACUGGAUAGAGUUUGUGAUGCGCCAUAAGGGGGCCAAGCACCUCAGGGUCGAAGCCCAUAACCUCACGUGGUAUCAGUACCACUGCUUGGAUGUGGCAGCCUUUUUACUUUUUGUAAUUGCACUGGUUGUGUUCAUCUUUGUAAAAACGUGCAGUUGGCUCUUCCGUAAAUGUUUCAGAAAGACCCCAGGAAAAACCAAGAAGGAGUGAAGCAAGUGUAUGUGAAUGUAUUAAUGAUUAUUGUCAUACUACUGUCAUUUUUUAAUAGAUGCUUUAGGAAUAAAACACCCUGUGUGUAUAGAGUACAG
Messenger RNA from Clarias gariepinus (North African catfish), 1841 nucleotides. Its product is annotated as UDP-glucuronosyltransferase 2C1-like. The coding region runs from base 148 to 1743 and encodes 531 amino acids. The record is from RefSeq and is a predicted model, not a curated record. Gene Ontology annotation, molecular function: UDP-glycosyltransferase activity. NCBI's taxonomy places the organism in Eukaryota, Metazoa, Chordata, Actinopteri, Siluriformes, Clariidae. The transcript is spliced from 6 exons.